CCCAAACCUUCCGCCGACCGCCGCUGUCGCGCACCGGCCAACCCCGUCUCCGGCGCCUCGCCACCCGCACCGGAGCCCGUAUGGCGGCCCCCGCUUCCGCCGCAGAUCCGGGCACGGCGUUCAAGCUCCUCGUCUCCUGCCCCACCGGCCUCCCUCGCUCCCGCGUUUCAGUUAAGUUCCAUCAGUCAUUCGACAGGAUACCCCACCCGGACGCAGCCUUGGAGGAAUCUAUAAAUGAGGUUAUGCUAUCUAUUUAUCUACCUUUUUUUUCAAUUGUACAUCUAUCUGAUGUAUGCAUGCAUCCAAUUGUACAUCUAUCCGAUGUAUGCAUGCAUCCACGACAAUUCUUCAUAUCUGUUGUUCCUGGCUUCCUGCAGAUAUGGAACCAAAGGCUUCAGCAGAACCCAUCUCUAUACAGUGGUACAAAGUUUCGGGAUGGAGGAAAUGUCUUGCACUACAAAGAUGGACCAAAUCAGGAGUUACGUGUCUCGCUUCAUUUGGGUCUCACAGACUAUAGGACAUUUGUGGGAACAAAUCUCAAUCCAUCGUGGGAGAAGUUUUUGGUCCCAUCUGAAGAUGAUUCUGUACAUUGCCAACACAUGUCAAAUCCACUGGGCAAUGGUGCGAUUGUUGAGACAUCUGAUGAGAAGAUAAUUGUAUUGCAAAGAAGCUACAAUGUGGGGGAGUUUCCAGGAUACUAUGUUUUUCCUGGAGGACAUUCGGAGCCACAAGAAAUUGGAAUCAUGAGUCAUCAAACUGAUGAAGAAGACCUUGCUCGUCUCAACGAUCGUGUUUCACAAGAAAUGUUUGAUGGAAUUAUCCGUGAAGUGGUUGAGGAAACUGGGGUUCCUGCUAGUUCCCUGACGGAUCCUGUCUUCAUUGGAGUUUCUCGCCGUGAAAUGAAUGUUAGGCCAACUGCAUUCUUUUUUACAAAAUGUAACAUUGAUUCCAUUGGUGUAAAUGAGCUUUAUUCUAGAGCUCAAGAUGGCUAUGAAUCUACUAAACUAUAUGCAGUAUCAGUGGAAGAGCUACAAGGAAUGGCCCAGCGAAUGCCUGGCUGCCACAAUGGUGGUUCUCUGUAUGAAUUGAUGAGGAAUGCUGUCAAAAGUUCAUGAAGAUGCCAUUCAGAGAAUAGGUGGGUGGAAACACGACGCAGAACACUGGAUGUUCAGAUCCAUCAUAUUACUGUUGUCUGCACUUUGCAGUAGAUGUGCCAUUUCCAUAUUUGUUGGGCUGACGAAGGUCUACAUAGACCCUAGCAGAAGUCCCCAAAGAAAUAAAAGCAUUAAGGUUAAAUUUUCUCGAAAGAGUGUAACAGAAGAAAUUUCGCGAUGCUGACUUACAUGCAGAGACGACUCUAUUAGACUGUAAUGGUAUAUUUAAUAAGAACAGAAUGCACGGCCAACCUAUGCCUCAGCCUGUCAGUGAGUUCUUCUGUUGGAUCGUGGAACUUCAACAAAACCCGAUCAUAUGCCCUCUUUUAGUGAUGUAUGUAGGAACAGAAGGUGAACUUAUAUUAGCUUUUUACUCUGAAAAAUUAAGAUCCUAAAUAAUAUGCUUCAUGUGCGAAA
Messenger RNA from Panicum virgatum (switchgrass), 1571 nucleotides. Its product is annotated as nudix hydrolase 9-like. The coding region runs from base 81 to 1115 and encodes 344 amino acids. The transcript has 9 exons. The record is from RefSeq and is a predicted model, not a curated record. Lineage: Eukaryota; Viridiplantae; Streptophyta; Magnoliopsida; Poales; Poaceae. Gene Ontology annotation, molecular function: GDP-mannose hydrolase activity.